AUGGCUUUCCUCCAGGUCUCGGCCACCUUUUACGGGGUACCUGCGCAAAAGCCCACUGCUGCUGGAAUCCCAAUCCUCUGGUUGAGUACCGACUCCUUGCUGACGUCAAAACCGAAGGAGCACAGGCAACAGCGCUUCCCUUCAAGACCCUUGGAGCUUGCUGAUUCUGUGAAUCCCAAUGAACCAGUUGUGGCCCUCUCUUGCGGCCCUCUUCCCUUCUGCAAUCCCACCCCCAUGCGAACCCUCGACCUCAUGCUGGUCAUCCCCCCCUUCGUGUGUGUCCCACCGUCAUUUGCUCUAUUGUGCUGUUCUCGCGAUUGA
Molecule: messenger RNA, 321 nt
Organism: Protopolystoma xenopodis
Lineage: Eukaryota; Metazoa; Platyhelminthes; Monogenea; Polystomatidea; Polystomatidae
Source: the annotation of a GenBank genome assembly